GUGGGAGGCAUUUCAGGUGCUGCUGCCGCUGGGCCGCGGCCACCCUCGUCUCCCCUGCUUUGGCGGCGCGAUGGGAGUGGGGCCGGCGGGCCUGUACCUUGGCCUGUGCUGGGCGCUGGCUGCCCGGGCGAGCGGCGCGACGGAGCCGCGGCUGCAGCGGGGCAUGCCAAAUGUCUGUCCAGCGUUUGAGUUGGCGUUGGUAGGACACUCACAGCCAUGUGUCCAAGCCUUUAGUCGAAUGGUGAAGAUGUGGAAACAAGGUUGCGCAAGGAGAAGGUGGUGUACUGGCUAUGAGAGAAGGUCUGGGUACUACACAAUUUACAAGCAGGUGUACAGAUUGGAGCGUCAAACUGUCUAUAAGUGCUGCCCUGGAUGGGUCCAACAUGAGAGUGAACCUGGCUGUUUGCACUUGCUGUGCACUGUUGGCACUUGUUUCAAUGGAGGGAAGUGUUUGGAAGCAGGAUCCCAGGUUUGCCAGUGCCCUGCAGGAUUUCAGGGUCCUCGCUGCCAGUAUGAUGUAAAUGAGUGCAGCAUGGAGAAUGGUGGCUGUCAUGGCCAGUGCUGUAAUACUGUCGGCAGCUACCACUGUAAAUGUCCAGCUGGCCAGAAACUGGAGGAAGAUGGAAAAUCAUGCAGAGAUGUGGAUGAGUGCGCGGUGGUGAAUGGUGGCUGCCAGCAAGGCUGUGUCAACACACAUGGCUCCUUCCACUGCCAGUGCUGGGCAGGAUAUAGGCUCCAUGCUGAUGGGCGCACUUGCAUAGCCAUCAAUUCCUGCAGUGUUAACAAGGGGGGCUGUGAGCAGGAUUGUGUUCAGCUCAGUGAAGACCACUAUAAGUGCCAGUGCCAGCCAGGCUACCAGCUAAAGAAGGAUGCCAGAUCCUGUGAAGUGAUAGACCUCUGCACAACUGGGAAUGGAGGAUGCUCACAAAUCUGUCAAAAUGAGAGAGGAACUGCAAAGUGCGAGUGUCAUGCAGGGUAUUAUCUUUCUGCAGACAAAACGUCCUGUUUAGACAUUGAUGAGUGUGCAGAAGGAAGAGCCAGGUGUGCUCAUCGUUGUGUGAACAGUCUGGGAUCCUUCACCUGUGUCUGUAAUCCAGGCUUCGAGCUGGGGGCUGAUGGAAAGCAGUGCUACCGCAUCGAAAUGGAAAUUGUCGAUAGCUGCCAGGAAAACAACGGUGGCUGCUCUCACCACUGCGAACACACGACUGAGGGGCCACGCUGCUCCUGUGACGAUGGCUAUCACCUCGAUUUUGAUGGCAAAACAUGUGCAGAGCUGGACGAGUGCAAGACCGGAGAGUCUUGCUGCUCCCAAUUCUGCAUCAACUAUGCAGGUGGCUAUGAGUGUGCCUGCAAAGCGGGGUUCCAGCCAAAUGCCGAUGGCUGUGCCUGCGACGAUGUGGAUGAAUGUCAUCUUAAUAAUGGCAACUGUGACCAUUUCUGUGUUAAUCUUCUGGGGUCAUAUGAAUGUGCAUGUAAGGAGGGUUACAGGCUUGGUGUUAACAGAUUGUCCUGCAUUGCCCUAGGUGGGGAGGACGUGGAUGCAGAGGAAGCAGUGGGGUUUGCCGGGGCUCCAGGGCUGCAGUUCAGAGAUCCCCCACAGCUCCUUCACUACACCCUUGGUGCCCUCUAUGAGGAUGAAGAUCCACGAGAAGAGCUCACCCUGGUGCACAGGGUUGUUUGCCUUGAUAACGCGUUCGGCAAUGACUGUAGCUUGAGCUGUGAGGAUUGUCUGAACGGAGGCAGAUGUAACAGUGAACACAGUGGCUGUGUUUGCUCACCUGGGUGGACUGGCAUUAUCUGUAAUGAAACUUGCUCCCCAGGGACAUAUGGCAGAGGCUGUGCCAGCAUUUGCAAGUGCCAGAACGGAGGCUCGUGUGACCCUGUCACAGGGCAGUGCCGCUGCCCACCCGGUGUGCACGGCAAGCUCUGUGAAGAUGGUUGCCCGAAAGGCUUCUUUGGGAAGAACUGUAAUAAACCAUGCAACUGCGCCAACAACGGCUAUUGCCACAGACUCUAUGGAGCCUGCCUAUGUGACCCAGGGCUUUAUGGGCGCUUCUGCCAUCUUACCUGUCCCAGGUGGGCCUUUGGAGCUGGCUGCUCAGAGGAGUGUCAGUGCGUGAAAGAGUACACGCUGGAAUGCAACGCAAGGAAUGGGGCUUGCACCUGCAAGCCUGGUUAUCAUGGCAAAAAAUGUCAGAAAGAGUGCAUGCCUGGAUUUUAUGGGGCUGGUUGCAAACUGAGGUGUAACUGUCCUACUGAUGUUUUGUGUGAUCAUGAGACAGGAGUCUGCCAACAUCCAUGUCCACCUGGGUUUCAUGGAGAAAAAUGCCAUUUAUCCUGUCAGCCUGGGAGUUUUGGUGUGAGCUGCAAGCAGAGGUGCAUCUGUGGAGAAGCGCCAUGCAAUCCGAAGACAGGACAGUGUAUUUGCCCAGCUGGGAAGACUGGUGCUACAUGUGAGCAAGAUUGCCCAGCUGGUCAGUGGGGACCAGACUGCCAGUACUCCUGUGAGCCCUGUGCCAACGGGGGACAAUGCAACACAGAGACUGGAGCCUGCGAUUGUCCUCCAGGCUACAGUGGGGCAUCCUGUUCCACAUCCUGCCCCGAUGGUUAUUAUGGACAAAAUUGCCUGCUGUUAUGCAGCUGUAGUGGCAGUGCUCAAUGUCACCAUGUCACCGGAGAGUGCACAUGUUCCCCUGGCUGGACUGGCCAUGACUGCAAACACCCCUGCAAUAGUGGCCGUUGGGGACAGCGCUGUGAAAACACGUGUGUCUGCAAUAACAGCGAUGGUAGCUGUGAUCCAGUCACUGGCUCCUGCUUCUGUGAGCCAGGAUUCACUGGGAAACACUGUGAAUGGAGAUGCCCUGAGGGAAGCUUUGGCCCGAGCUGUGAGCACAGCUGUCAGUGCCAGAACGGAGCUGCCUGCGACCACGUGAGCGGAGCCUGUACUUGCACAGCAGGCUGGACAGGAACCUUUUGUGAAAAAGCUUGUCCAGAUGGAUUCUUUGGGCUUGACUGCCACCAGGUGUGCAAGUGCAAGAAUGCCGCUGGCUGCGACCGUGUCCUGGGAACAUGCCGCUGCCUCCCUGGCUGGCUGGGAGAGACCUGCGAGCAGUCCUGCCAGGGGGACAGCUAUGGGCUAGGCUGCAGCCACAUAUGUCAGUGUCACAACGGAGCGUUCUGUCAUCAUGUAACUGGGACGUGGCUUUGUAGCCCAGGGUGGAAAGGGGCCACCUGCCAAGAAGCCUGUCCCACUGGAUGGUAUGGUGCAAACUGUCUCCAGCGCUGCAUCUGCCACAGCCAGGCGACAUGUGACCAUGUAACGGGCAAGUGCCAGUGUCCCCCGGGUUGGAAGGGGAUAGCAUGUGAGCUGGAGUGUGGGGACAGGAGGUAUGGAGAGGGAUGCGAGCAGAACUGUACCUGCCACCAUGGGGUUUGUGAACAGCACUCAGGAAAAUGCAUCUGCCAUGCUGGCUGGACUGGGGACCACUGUGAUGUUGUCUGCCCCGUGGGAUUUUUUGGCAAAUGGUGUGAGGAGCAAUGUGACUGCAUACACGGCUUGUCCUGCCACCAUCAAACUGGAGCAUGUCACUGUGAAAAGGGAUGGAGAGGGAGGCACUGUGACAGACCUUGCUUGCCUGGCCGCUAUGGUGUGGGCUGUGCCCAGAGGUGCCGGUGUCCCAUAGGUACACCCUGCCAUCACCUGACGGGUGAGUGUGGAUGUCCUCCAGGAUUCACUGGCUACAGUUGUGAGAAAACUUGUCCACCAGGCACGUAUGGCAAGAACUGUAACCAAGUAUGUCAGUGCUCUGCUGAGAAUGAGGAAUGUCACCCAGUGACCGGCAACUGCAUGUGCCGCCUGGGGUACUACGGGGCACGCUGCAACAUCCGGUGUCCAAAAGGUACUUAUGGUUCAAACUGCCAAAACCUCUGUAAAUGUAUGAAUGGAGGCCAUUGCGACCCCGCAUCAGGAACUUGUGAUUGCACGCCUGGUUUUAUUGGAGCCGACUGUAGUAAAACUUGCCCUGAAAAUCGAUAUGGGAAGGACUGCACCCUGUUCUGUGCAUGUGGUAAAGGUCAGUGUGACCCGCGCACUGGCAAGUGUACCUGUCCUCCCGGCCAAAUGGGACCCAGCUGUCAGCAAGUGUGUCCCCAGGGACAAUAUGGCCCAAACUGCCUCCUGACGUGUACCUGUCAGAAUGGUGGUAUCUGUGACCAUGUGGAUGGCAACUGCACUUGUGGGCUCGGCUGGACAGGAAAAUCGUGUGAGAAAGCAGAAUGUCUGCCAGGGAAGUAUGGGUCUGGCUGUGUCUUAGACUGCUCAUGCCAGCACAACAGCACCUGCGACAGAUUCACAGGCUGCUGCCAAUGCCCUGAGGGUUACUACGGCCACUCAUGUGAGCACAGGUGCCCCCUUGGAUUUUAUGGGCUAAGCUGUCUUCACACAUGUGCCUGUAAAAAUGGAGCACGCUGUGAUGCAGUGACAGGACAAUGCACUUGUCCUUUGGGUUAUCAAGGUGUACACUGUGAAAAAGGCUGUGACAGGGGCUGGUUUGGAGAGAGGUGCCAGCAUCAGUGCGAUUGCGGAGAUGUUCCUUGUGAUCCAGAGACUGGGAAGUGCCUCUGCCCACCUGGGAAGACUGGAGAAAAAUGUGACAUUGAAUGCAGGUCAGACCAGUAUGGCCCCAACUGCUCCCUACAAUGCCAGUGUGCCAACAAAUCCCAGUGCAAUCCGUACAAUGGGAACUGCGUAUGUCCAGCAACGUGGAUGGGACCAACCUGCAAAGAAGGUGGCCCUCUGAAGCUUCCUUUUUAUGAAGAACAAACUCAAGAAAGAGGGAAUAUUUUUCCAAGAGCUCUACAACAGUAACAUUUGGACUAAUAAAUGAGCUGUUUUAUAUGCACA
This is a messenger RNA of Pezoporus occidentalis (night parrot), 4903 nucleotides long. RefSeq names its product multiple epidermal growth factor-like domains protein 6. The transcript has 38 exons. The record is from RefSeq and is a predicted model, not a curated record. Lineage: Eukaryota; Metazoa; Chordata; Aves; Psittaciformes; Psittacidae. Gene Ontology annotation, molecular function: protein binding; calcium ion binding; scavenger receptor activity. Bases 71 to 4867 code for a protein of 1598 amino acids.